This is a messenger RNA of Brienomyrus brachyistius, 3808 nucleotides long. Its product is annotated as sulfotransferase 2B1-like. The transcript has 6 exons. The coding region runs from base 291 to 1157 and encodes 288 amino acids. Gene Ontology annotation, biological process: sulfation. The record is from RefSeq and is a predicted model, not a curated record. Gene Ontology annotation, molecular function: sulfotransferase activity. Gene Ontology annotation, cellular component: cytoplasm. NCBI's taxonomy places the organism in Eukaryota, Metazoa, Chordata, Actinopteri, Osteoglossiformes, Mormyridae.
AAAGCGACCUUCGAUGUAGAGAGCGAGUCAGAACAGAACGAUAGCCACAUUUCAACAGCCAAAAUCGAAAGUAUUAGCUGUAAGAAAAAACUUUCUCUAGGAUAGAGCUGGAGGCACUUCGAGGUUCAGAAGUAGGCGUGGUUUACUUAUAAAUAACAGCCUAUAUAAUAACCUUUGUCCAAACAGGAAUUUCGGGUAAAGGUUUCCUCAGACUGAGCUCUUUGCUAGGGGUUGAGGGCGAUCGCCGAUUCUCUCCAUAGUCAUUAGGAUCAGAUCUCUAAACAGUAGACAUGACUGAAGCGGAGCUCUAUUCGGAGUACAAAGGCGUCUACGUCCCAAAAUACUUGCACCCACCAGAGUCCCUCCAGUAUAUGGAAGGAUUCGCUUUCCGACCGGACGACAUUAUAAUCGCAACUUAUCCCAAGUCUGGCACUACCUGGAUGCAGGAGAUAGUUCCCUUGAUCGUAAGCGAGGGAGAUAUGCAGCCUGUACUCAGCAUUCCCAACUGGGACCGAGUGCCCUGGCUGGAGGAGCUUCGUGCAAUCCUGCUGAACCUGGAGCAGAGGCCCUCUCCUCGCUAUUUUGCCACGCACCUUCAUUACUCCAUGAUGCCGGAGUCUUUCUAUAAAGUGAAGCCCAAGGUGAUUUAUAUUAUGCGGAACCCAAAAGAUGUUUUCACGUCGUCUUACCACUAUUAUGGGAUGGCAUCUUACCUGGUAAACCCAGGGACAACAGAUGAGUUUUUGUCAAAGUUCUUGGAUGGAAAAGUAAUGUUUGGCUCCUGGUUUGAUCAUGUGAAGGGAUGGAUUUCUGCACAGGACCAAGACCAGACCAUGUACAUCUCAUAUGAGGAAAUGAUACUGGAUCUGCAGAAAUCUGUUUCCAAAAUAUCUAGUUUCUUAGGGAAGUCCCUGAACCAGGAAGUCAUUGGGAAAAUUGCAGAUCACUGCAAGUUUCAUAACAUGAAGCAAAACAGCAUGUCUAACUAUUCUAUGGUGCCAGAGGAGUUCAUGGACCAGAAGAAAUCCGAAUUUUUGAGGAAAGGAAUUUCCGGAGACUGGAGGAAUCUUCUCACCGACACUCAAGCUGCACAUUUCGACGCAGUUUUCAAGGAGAAAAUGGGGGACGUCGCAUUCAAAUUUGCAUGGGAUGAUUAAGAACAGGAGUACUGGUCAACUACGCAACAUAACACAUUAACUCUGACCAGCUGCCAUUCCUUUCUGGUAUUCUGUUCACUGAACAGUCUGAGACUGUGAUAUUACAAUAGCUAAAUUGUUCUCACUAUGUGAUUUAGAAAUUUACAGUUAUCAUUUCUAUAAGAUCAUAAGAAAUUUACAAACAAGAGGAGGCCAUUCAGCCAAAUCAAUGGAAUAGAAUAGAAUAGAAUACAUCUUUAAUGUCCAUCAAAUUUACAUCAAGUGAAAUUCAUCUUUGACAGUGACGAAUUCAAUACACAAUACAAGCAAUACUAUACACAAUAAACCAGGGACGGAUUAUGGGUUGUGUGGGCCCCUGGGCAAAACGUUCGCGAGGUCCCCCCCCCCCCCCCCCCCACCACCACCACAACCACCACAAUUCAAGGGCCCUUGGCAGCCAAACACCCUCCCUAUAGGGUCAGGGGCCCUUGUAGGCAGAGGAUCAAAGAAUGUAGGCCCUCUAAAAUAGACAAACGAAAAUACAUUGUUGAUAAGCGUUGCAAAUUGUUUUGGGCUAGGGGCCCCACGGGCCCCCUGCACCCCAAGGGCCCCUGGGCAGCGACAUGCUACUAAAAAUAAGUAGAAUUUUAUAAAAUCAGUCCAGUUUACUCCAAGCGAGAAAUUUAACAUAAAUGAAUGCAUUUAAAAACAAAAUACAUAAGAUACCAAUAAAAUAAAACUAGCUGCUAAUUAAUUUAUCUAAGAAAAAUAGUCUUUGUUCAGGAUGGUUACAGCCGAUGGAAUAAAUGACCGCUUGUAGUCUUUUUUCCUAGCUAAUGGGACUACAAGUCUCCUGCCUGAUCGCAACAAUUGGCAGGCACAAUGAAGUGGAUGAGUAAAAUCUUGAUAGACCUGUUGUGCCUUUUUUGUCAAAAUCUGUGAGUACAGGUGGGAGAGUUGAUGUUGUUUAUGUCCAAUGAUUUUCCCAGCCUGGUGUACAAUUUGUGCCAAUAUGUUCUUCUGUUUAACUGAAAGUUGCCCAUACCAUGACACUAUGUUGAAUGUCAGCACACUCUCAGUCAAUGAUUUGUAAAUCAUGGACAUUGUGUGCUGGCUGGUGUUAAAACUCCUGAGCUUCCUCAGAAGAGACAGACGCUGUCUUCCUUUCUUAUACACAUAAUCCACAUGGUUUUGGAAACUUAACUGUCUAUUAUUGUCCCAAGAUAUUUGAAUUCGGUGACUUGCUCCACUUCCUGACCCUUCAUACUAACUGGCUUGAAGGUGGCCACAGCAUUCUUGUUGCCUCCCAUCUUGCUGCUCACCAGCCACAUCUCCUUGGUUUUGCUAACAUUAAGAUCCACAAAGCUGUUGUCAAACCACAAAGCCAGGGCGUCAAUAUACUGAAGGUAGGGAGAGCUGUUUCAGUCCCGAAGGCAGGCGACUAAAGCCAUGUCAUCUGCAUACUUAAUGAGGGAAAGGUGGCUGCUAUUACACUGAAUUUCAUUUGUAUAUAUGGAAAAAAGCAGGGGAGAUUGUACACAUCCUUGGGGGACACCUGUGUUCAGGACAAGAGCAUCAGAGAGGCAGUUCUUAAUACAGACUCGCUGGGGUCGGUCUCUCAAAAAUUCCCUGAUGAAAAGGAUAAGACCACCGCUAACUUUCAGGUCAGAAAGACGCCCAAGGAGGAGGUGUGGUUGGACUGUAUUAAAGCCUGAGGAAAAAUCCAUAAAAAGAAUACGAGCAUGAGUGUUGGGUUUGUCCAGAUGACUGUAAAUGCUAUUUAGCAGGGUGUCGCGUCCUCCACCCCCCUGUUGUUUCGAUAGGCAAAUUGCAUGGGGUCCAACGAUCCUGCUACCUGGCGGGUCAGUUCAUCCCGGAAAAAGCGCUCCAUGCAUUUGCUGAGGAGGGGUGUGAGAGCGAUGGGUCUAAAGUCAUCAUUUGUUUUUGCGUACUGAGUUUUUGGUACAGAUAUAAUGAUCGCUGUCUUCCAGGCCCAAGGAUAAAAGUUAGAGUCCAGAAACAGCUGGAACAUUUCCGGGAUAGCUGGUGCCAGCUGGACUGCACAUUCCUUUAAGACCCUCCCUUUGAGCCCAUCAGGACUCGGGGCUGUAUGAGGAUUAACCUUUUGCAGUAUAGUGAUCACUCUUUCCUUCUGAAUAAUCAUUGGAUCAUAGGUCAGUUCGGAACAAACAACGUCACACUCAUUUCUAAAAUCAUGCUUAUCAAAUCUGGAGUAGAAAAUAUUUAAAUUAUUUGAAAGGUGGGUGGGGUCGUCACACUGAACGGUCUGUGUCUGCUCCCUACCCAUCAUUUUGUUCAGCCCUGGCUCGUUUGGGGAGAACUUAACUAAUAACUGAGUUGUUAAAAUCUUAUUUAGCUGUGAUUUAAAGGAACCCAGGGUUUUAGCUUGCACUACACUAACAGGAAGACUGUUCCAUACUCUAACUACACGCUGUGUAAAGAAGUACUUCCUCAAAUUCCCCAUACAUUUGUAGAGGUUAGCAUACGAGCGAUAUUUUGUUUGAGUCUUCUUUAUUUGUUUGUUUGUUUACUUAUUUUCUUAUCUAUUACACAGCAUCUAUCAAUUUUUGAAACAUAAGUAGAUGCAAAAUGUAAAACAAUAACAAUUUCCAGAGAUAUUAAAAUAAUAAAACUGCAAACUGUAACACAAA